Dendronephthya gigantea is the source of this 1435-nucleotide messenger RNA. Its product is annotated as phospholysine phosphohistidine inorganic pyrophosphate phosphatase-like. The record is from RefSeq and is a predicted model, not a curated record. Gene Ontology annotation, molecular function: inorganic diphosphate phosphatase activity; phosphatase activity. Gene Ontology annotation, biological process: dephosphorylation. Lineage: Eukaryota; Metazoa; Cnidaria; Anthozoa; Malacalcyonacea; Nephtheidae. Gene Ontology annotation, cellular component: cytosol. Bases 273 to 1097 code for a protein of 274 amino acids. The transcript is spliced from 6 exons.
ACCUACUGAUCUAUAACUUAUAUUAAUGAAGCCAUAAAUGAAUGGGCUGAACGGUGUUGACUUUUGAGCUGAUUUGAACAAAACCUAUCUCUAUUAUAAAAGUACAUCCAUCCGUCUACUUAUUUCGUUGAUUGUAUAUAUUGAUAAAAACAUGUUGAUAGUCUAGCUAUACUUUUGACGUAUCCUUUUCAAAAAACCUAACAAAACCAAAAAUAUUUACACAUAGAGGAAUUAUUUCUACAUUGAAAUCCAAAAUCUUAUUUCCGUGUAGAAUGUUGCACUCUAGGCCAGCUUGGUUGCAAAAGGCGGUAAAAGGUGUGCUGUUGGAUAUCACAGGGGUGUUAUAUAACAGCGGACAUGGUUUAGGUGAAGCCAUCCCUGGUUCUAUUAGAGCUGUGGAGAGGUUGAAGGCAUCAGGUGUUCCUGUGAUGUUUUGUACAAAUGAGACCCAAUGUACUCGAGACAAACUGGUAUCAAAAUUAAACAAACUUGGCUUCAGUUUGACACUAAAUGAUGUUCAUUCCCCAGCACCAUUGGCUAUUGCCUACAUCAAGAAACACAAACUCAGACCUUAUUUAUUGGUCCACAAGGAAGCAUUAGGUGAUUAUACAGAGGUUGAGAAAUCAGACCCGCAUUGUGUCCUGGUUGGCGAUGCAACAGACGAGUUUAACUAUGAAAAUAUGAAUCGAGCAUUUAGGGUUCUGUUGGAGUCGAAAAAUCCAACUAUUAUAGCUUUAGGAACUGGACGAUAUUACAAAGAUAGUGGUGAACUAGUUCUGGACAAUGGCCCAUUCAUAAAAGCGUUAGAGUAUGCCUGCGAUGUAGAAACCAUCGUUCUUGGUAAACCAGCCACGUUAUAUUUUUGCGGUGCUGUUGAAAAACUUGGUGUCCCAGAAGAAAACGUCGUUAUGAUAGGAGAUGACUUGAUAGGUGAUGUUGGCGGGGCGCAGUCAUGUGGAAUUAGAGGUGUCCAAGUGAAAACUGGAAAGUACAGGCCACAAGACGAAGAUCACGUCACGAUAAAACCGGACGGUCGAGUGUCGGAUUUAGCCGAAGCUGUGGAACUCAUUUUACAAUUCAAAGAUCAGGCAACAUAACUGCGUUCAUCGCUAACGAUAAAUUUUAAGUAAAAGUAUUUAAAUAUAACGUUGAAUUGUCGCGUUGUCACGGAUAAGUCGUAGAUGAAAGUAUGCAAGAAAAAGUCAUUGAAUUUAUUAAUAAUGUAUAAAUUUCACAAAUCUUUAAUCAUCCGAAAGCUAUGAUAAAUAGAUUCCCCACAUCAUGACUUGGACUGACUUUAUACAAUCCGUUAAACAUGCGUAAUCACGGCGCCUUGCAAAAACUCUCGUCGCAAACCAUUUUUUUACCGUAAGAAAAUUUUCACAAACGCUAUACGUAAAACUUUAGAACUAAUAUACUAAAAAUAAAAUACGAA